Molecule: messenger RNA, 402 nt
Organism: Linum trigynum
Lineage: Eukaryota; Viridiplantae; Streptophyta; Magnoliopsida; Malpighiales; Linaceae
Source: the annotation of a GenBank genome assembly
AUGGAUAAGGCACAGCGUAGACCCAUUGGGAAAGUAUGGAGGCGCCAAGACCAGGUGCGCAUUCGAGAGGUGAAUCCAACCCAUCUCACUCCACAGAAGCGUACAAUGGAACAACAAGAAGAGAUAGGAGAACAGAGAGAGAAUACCAAUGCACAUCAGAAGAAAGCAAAAACUCUUGUGUUCACAGACAUGACAAGACAGACGCUUGAUAAACAAAUGCAAGACAGGGAACAUGGGCAUGACCAGCCUAAGGGUAGCAGUGACAAGGAGAUGCUAAUUACUGAGAAUGAAAACCCGAGAGGGAGACAGGAGGCAAGGAACACAAAUAAAGUUACUACCAAUGAACAAAUGGUUGGUGGAGUGGCGGACCCUGCACAGAGCCAGGGCCGCCCAGCCCAAUGA